This is a messenger RNA of Syngnathoides biaculeatus (alligator pipefish), 2586 nucleotides long. It is a transcript of the gene patl2, whose product is annotated as PAT1 homolog 2. Gene Ontology annotation, biological process: P-body assembly; deadenylation-dependent decapping of nuclear-transcribed mRNA. Gene Ontology annotation, molecular function: RNA binding. Bases 129 to 2246 code for a protein of 705 amino acids. Gene Ontology annotation, cellular component: P-body. NCBI's taxonomy places the organism in Eukaryota, Metazoa, Chordata, Actinopteri, Syngnathiformes, Syngnathidae. The record is from RefSeq and is a predicted model, not a curated record. The transcript is spliced from 19 exons.
UUCAAUUAAACAGAAAUAAGAUAAAAUGAGUCCCCAACAGUCGGCCGAAGUGGACAACAUUGACCCUGAGCCGUCAACUUUAACGAAAUCUUCAUGGUGGGGGGAUUCAUAAAAACCAAAACACCAUCAUGAGCGAUUCAGAGGAUACCAAAGUUGCUGAUGACCCGGAGGAGUCCCAGGAGCUUCCGUGGCCUGAAAAUGGAGAUGAGUGGAGCGAGGGGGAGGCUGACACCAGCAUGGACUGUGGGCUCCUGCAGGCCAUGGCCGAGGAGGACGAGGAGAUCAACGUCCACAAUGAGGAGACUUUCGGCAUGGACGUCGACUCACAAAUGACCCCAAACGGGCCCGGCGGGGACCUCCUGGAGUUCGGGGAUCCGCCGCCUCUGCCCCCGACGCCGCCGCCAGACCGCAGACGCCCAUCGCCUCAGAGCUCGCCUUCUCCUCCCGGACGGCCUGCCCAGUACGUGCAGCGGAGCAGAGGGAGAGGGCAGAGGAGGGGGCUGGCCAGGGGUCAGAUCUUCGAAGACCCCGCCGUGAUGAGGAUAGUGGAGGGCCGGCCGAGCCUCAAGAGUCUAGAUAGCGCUAUAGUGGACUGUGGGAAGGUCUUGAAUGACCAAACCUUUGAGGAUUGGGUGGAGCCGUCAUACAGAAAGACCAGAAGAGUCUCUGGAUCAAUAUUUCAGGACAGCGCUAUAGUGUGCGUGAUCGAGGGCCGCCGAGGCCAGCACCUGACCUCGGACUUCCUGGAUCCUGCUGCUGUCUCCUUCAGGGGCAGGAGAGGGGGGGACCUGAGGGGGCCCUACUCGAGGCGGCAGUUUGGCCCGAGAAGCCCUUCGCAGGUGCCCUUGAUGCCGAGUCCUCCUUUCUGCCGUCAGCCGCUGACCCAGAGGCAGCACUGCAACCAGACCGGCGGGUUCGGGUACCCCAUGAACCGGCUGUGCCCGUCCACCCCGCAAGCGCUCAGCCCCAAAGUGAUGCAGCUUCAGUUCGGCCCCAACUCGCCGAGGCCGUCCCCCUUUUACAGCCCCUCAUCUAAUCCGGUACAACGUUUCAGAUACCCGGGUCCGGUCACUCAGCUCCAUCCGCAACACAAACGCUUACUUAACCAAAAACAGUGUCUCUUCCACAGGAAACUGGAUGAUUGGGAUCCUUACUGUAAUCUGAUGACAGCCAAGGAGAAGGAGUGGAUCAUCCGCCUCCAGAUGAUCCAGCUGCAAAGCGAGAAUCCGUACCUUGAGGAUUACUACUAUCAGGAGUACUACAGGCGAGUGGAAGCAAAGAUGGCGGAGGAGGAGCUGGGCAUCAGGAGCAAGAGGGAGCCCCUCAAACUCACGACUCCUUACAUCACAAAAACGGACGCGUACACACCAGUGGUGCACAUUGAAGGAUCGCUGGGGCAAGUGGCGGUGUCCACUUGUUACUCCCCUCGGCGCGCCAUCGGGGCUGUCCACGCGGUCCAAGCUCAGGGUCCGCUCGAGGAGUUAAAAGACACAAGACGGCAGCGAUUAGAAGUUCUGAGCGAGAUUGAAAAGCUGUUUAUGGUUUUGCUGGAGGUGGAAGAGACCGACAGGACCAAAAUCGCCGUCCUGUCCGAGCCCGAGGAAAGGAGGUUGGUGGAGAAGACCCAGAGGAAAGUGGAGCACAUCUACUCCAAGAUGCAGAACCACGACGUCCUCGAUUCAGAAGGAGAGUUUCUUCCUUUCCUGGUGGUCUCAAAGGGCAAAAAGCUCCUUUCCCGCCUCUUGCCUUUCUUGAAGCACGAUUCCGCCGUCAACAUCCUCAGGAUUGUCACCGCCAACCUCCCGACGUUGAUGAGCAGAGACACAGACGAGAACCUUCCCGUGCUCUACCCUCCUCUUCGAAAUGUGAUCGGAGGCCUGAGCUUUAGUCAGCUGAUCGGGAUCCUCAGGGUUCUGACGUCGUCGGAGAGGCUUCCGACUAACGAGUGUCUCUCGCUGGCGUGCCAGAACAAGUUUGGGCUCUCUCUGCUUUAUGCUCUGCUGUCCCACGGAGAAAAGUUGUUGUCGUCUGGCGUUCCUCUGGAGCCCAGCAUCGGUGACUUUGAGACAUGGACGGACACAAUAUUUCAGGUAGCCGGGCAGCUUUCCCAGUGUUCGCUGGUGGAGCCGCUCCUCCUGCCCUCGAACCUGCUGACGCUCUUCUGCCGCUACUUGGACAAGCGCACCGUGCACCAGCUGAAAAGCAACAUGGAGUCUGCGACAGGAGGUUUGGCGCUUCCGUCUUGAGUCCGAUGGAGUGUGGCAGUCUUGUGAGCUGAGCUGGAACUUGCAGUACAUUUGUGAAUAUAUUCAUAUGCAUCUCUCCCCGCCCACACCCCUUUAUUCCUUUCCCUUGCUACCUCACAUUUGUGCACAUCCAGAAACUGUCCGGUUUCAUUUUGUCCCCCCCACCCCUUUAGUUAAUCAUGUUAGUUUCCGGUGAUGAAGUCACAAAUACUAGACCGCUUUGUCCAUCUGUGUAUUCUCAAAUUGUGUUGGACCAGAGAUUUGCGGCAAAAUUGAGGAUUGUGUAAGUAAUUGUACAGUCAAACCUAUGUUGGUUUAUAGUAAUCAAGUUAUGACAUGG